Messenger RNA from Pecten maximus, 13219 nucleotides. RefSeq names its product laminin-like protein epi-1. Bases 47 to 10921 code for a protein of 3624 amino acids. The transcript has 75 exons. Gene Ontology annotation, molecular function: extracellular matrix structural constituent. Gene Ontology annotation, cellular component: basement membrane. The record is from RefSeq and is a predicted model, not a curated record. Gene Ontology annotation, biological process: cell adhesion; axon guidance. NCBI's taxonomy places the organism in Eukaryota, Metazoa, Mollusca, Bivalvia, Pectinida, Pectinidae.
CACCGAAAAGAUUUGGAACUUAUUACUUACACAGCAGAAUUGCAAGAUGGCGGUACGGGAACUUCAUCCCGUGCUGAAAUUAUCCCUGAUUUUAACUUUUACUCAAUUUAUUUGUGCAGAGGUUUUAACCCCACCCUACUUUAAUUUAGCUCAGGGACGAGAAAUCACUGCAACAUCAACUUGUGGCGAGACACCGACCGGUAGAGAAAGUAGAGAACUUUAUUGUCGUCUUACGGGUGCAACAGGCCAGGAAAGAACGAGUGGUAAUACAGAACUUAUCCAAGGACAGUAUUGUGACUUCUGUGACCGAAGUCGGCCCGGAAAAGAACAUCCUGCACGUUAUGCUAUUGAUGGUACGGAGCGAUGGUGGCAGAGCCCCCCUCUGUCUCGGGGUAUGGCUUACAACGCUGUCAACCUCACCGUCAAUUUGGGUCAGGAAUUCCAUGUCGCCUACGUGUUCAUCAAGAUGGCUAACUCUCCACGUCCAGGGGUUUGGGCACUGGAACGCUCUGUGGACAAUGGUCAGACGUGGAAACCAUGGCAGUAUUUUGCAGACACACCAAGUGACUGUAACAAAUUCUUUGCUGUGGAAGCUGACAGCAAACUGACAGCUGAUGAUUCUGUCAUCUGUGCCACUCAGUUUUCCAAGAUUGUCCCACUCGUUAAUGGAGAGAUUGUCGUGUCGCUGGUUAACAACCGUCCGAACGCCAUGAACUUUUCCUACGCAGAGACGCUUCAGGAUUGGACCAAGGCCACCAAUGUUAGACUGCGUCUGCUCCGAACCAAAACACUGCUAGGACAUCUGAUGGCUGUCGCUCGUCAGGAUCCAACAACUACUCGCCGGUACUACUACAGUAUUAAAGAUAUCUCUAUUGGCGGCCGAUGUGUAUGUAAUGGUCACGCCGAGAGCUGUGUGAGGAGUGACCCAAUGAACCCAAACAAAUUAGUAUGUCAGUGUGAACACAAUACCUGUGGUGACCAGUGUGACCGCUGCUGUCCCAAUGCCAUUCAGAAAAAAUGGGCGCCUGGACGUGCAGACAAGGUGUUCCAGUGUGAAACCUGCCAGUGUUACAGACACAGUGAUGAAUGUAUCUACGAUGAACAGGUGGACCUACUCGGACAGAGUAUUGACAUUCAAGGCAACUAUGUCGGAGGGGGUGUCUGCCAAAACUGCAGGCAUAAUACUAUGGGUGUCAACUGUAACGAGUGUAUGCCAGGCUACUACAACCCAUUCGGGGUACCACUCGACUCACCUGAGGCUUGUGUCUCUUGUGUAUGUGAAGGUCAGAAGUACACUGGAGAGUGUGAGGCAGGAACAGGGCGAUGUCAGUGUAGUAAACAAUACACAGGGCUGGACUGUGACAGCUGCAGCUUUGGUUACUAUGGUUACCCAGACUGUAUACCAUGUGACUGCCACCUGAACGGUACAGAGGGGACAGUGUGUACUGUAGGUGGCGGACAAUGUCCGUGUAAAGAAGAGUAUGUUGGACACCGCUGUGACAUGUGUGCUUUUGGCUUCUUCAACUUCCCUGACUGUGAACCAUGCCAAUGUGACUCAACUGGGUCCACCAGUGAUGUCUGUGACGUGGAGACUGGACAGUGUCCAUGCCAACCUAACUACUCUGGACUGGAAUGUAACCAAUGUGCCAAUGGGUACUACAACUACCCUGACUGUAGAGCGUGUGACUGUGUGGUGGCAGGUACGGAGGAGGAGAUCUGUGAUAAAGACACUGGUGCUUGCCUGUGUAAGGAUAACUACCAGUUCCCUCGCUGUGACCGAUGCGCUCCCGAAUAUUAUGGAUUCCCACUGUGUCAAGAGUGUCAGUGUGCUGACCCUGGAUCAUAUAGUAAAGUGUGUCGUGAGGACGGUCAGUGUGCCUGUAGUACCAACUUCGCUGGAUAUCAGUGUUCUCGCUGUGCGACAGGCUUCUACCGCUACCCAGACUGCAGGGCCUGUGAAUGUGACUUGUAUGGAGCCAUAGGACAGUCAUGUGACCAGCUAAAUGGCCAGUGUGAAUGUGCUCCCACAUUUGAAGGACUCAUGUGUAACAAGUGUAAGGAUGGGUUCUACAACUACCCCAACUGUGAAGAAUGUAACUGUAACCCUGCUGGAGCUAAGGAGAUUCCAGGCUACCCCCUAGGUGGGUGUGGUGUGGUGACUCGGGGUCUGUUGUGCGAGUGUAAGGAAAAAGUUAUGGGACGAAUCUGUGACCAGUGUAAACCAGGCUAUUACAACCUCAACAGGAAUAACCCACAGGGAUGUCAGGCCUGUGAUUGCCAUGCCCCAGGGACAGUAUCGGGUCUCAGUAACUGUGACCCUGUUGAUGGUCAGUGUAUGUGUAAGACCAAUGCAGGUGGUCGUCGCUGUGACACAUGUCAACCAGGAUUUUACGGACUCAGCAAUGAAAAUCCAUUCGGAUGUAUUGAGUGUAAUUGCGACAUGGGAGGAUCCGUGACUCCAGUAUGUGACAGCAUGACCGGCCAGUGUAGGUGUAAACCCAGGGUCCGAGGCAAACGCUGCGAAAGCCCGGAUACUAUGCAUUUCUACCCGUCCCUGCAACAACUCAUCUACGAGAUUGAGGAUGGAAAAACACCAGAGGGUUCCAGCAUCAGAUACGGCUUUGACCAAGAAAUAUUUAACAACUUCUCAUGGAGAGGAUAUGCCAUUCUCACUCACCUGCAGCCCGAAGUCUUGAUGGAUGUCACAGUGCUCCGACCUAGUCUCUACCGUAUCAUCUACCGCUUCGAAAACCUGAACUCCUAUACAGUCAAGGGGGAGGUAACUCUCACCCCGCAGUCAGUGGCUGACGUGAAGCAGACAAGUGAGGUGUUGUUUGUCCACUCAGAGAUGCCACAAUUUGUGACGGUCGGUUCUACAAGUGGGGUGAAGGACUUUGUGUUGAACCCUGGGUACUGGACGAUAUCCAUCAAGUCUCCAGAACUUCUACUCCUGGAUUACAUGGUUCUUGUACCACAAGCAUACUAUGAAGCUACAGUCUUGCAGCAGACAGUCACACGUCCCUGUACCAUUCCUGAUGACGAUGGCCCGUGUCUGUAUUACAACUACCCAGACCUGUCCCGUUUCCCAGCUGUGUCUGGUGAGAAUGGUUAUACCAUUGAUACAGAUGGCAACGUAGUACCAACACAGGUGUUCACCGACCGCACCAUUCUUGACGAGCUUGAUUUAGAUGGAUUGGCAAAGCUGGACAAAAACCAGAACUCAUUGAAUCUGAAUUUGGCUGUUCCUGAUGCCGGCCAGUACAUCAUAGUGGUCAACUACUUCGCUUUAUCCAACACAACACAAGACUUAAAUGUCACUAUCAGGACCCCAGAGGGGGACUUCCUCGGAACUGUGUCCCUCAGUAACUGUAAAUACAGUGUGCUGUGUCGAGAGGUGUUGAAGGACCUGAACAGUAUGCCAGCCCUCACCUUCAUCAACGGAACUGCCCAAAUCAUCCUCACUGGGGACGAUGACGUGGAUGUUGGUAUUGGCUCUGUUGUAGCUAUUCCAUACCCUGACUGGACUCUUGGAUAUAUACGUCCCAGCAUUAUCUGUAUCCGCAUCAACGGCAUAUGUAUUGGCUCCCAUUGGUCCAUUCCUGCUGACUCUCGCAGAAUUGAGUUUGAGGACCCACCCAACCAAGACCUUCGUGUCGGCCCCAACGAGUUCCCGUCCUGGAUUGUCGAUGAUAAUGUUGGAUUAGUACAUCUCAAUGAUACUGUGAAUGCCAUUGAGGUGGAAACCACGGUCCAGAAUCCUGAUCGCUAUGUGUUUGUCGUUCACUUCUACCUGCCUAGUGAGGCCGGAAUCGACCUUCCAGUCACCAUUCAUGCUGACAGUCAAGUUUAUCAAGGUAUGUUCCGACCGAGGUACUGCCCUGGUGUUUCUGGUUGUCGAGGGCUGAUCUACUUUGAUGAACAAGAUGGCAGCAACACAAUUGGUGUCAAUGAUAACAGGGUUUUCAUCCGUCUCAACAACACCAGUGGACGCGACAUCUACUUGGACUAUCUGCUGAUGAUUCCAGCCACACGAUUCUCCGCUGCCGACUUGGACGUCCAGCCUGUGGAUGACUCUGCUAAUUUCCUGGCAAACUGUGUGGGACCAGGAUUCCAGCUCAUAAGCAACUCAGAGUUUUGUCGCCAAGGAAUCUUCUCCCUGACAACAGACUUUAACAACGGUGCCGUACCCUGUAGCUGUAAUAUUGACGGCUCUCUCAGCUUCAGCUGUGUAAACUUUGGCGGUCAGUGCCAGUGUCGCGAUAACGUCAUAGGGCGCAGCUGUACUCAUUGUGCCGAGGGGUAUUAUGGUUUCCCUAACUGUAAAGAGUGUAACUGUCCUUAUGGAAAGUGCCAUCCAGUCACCGGUGAUUGUGUGUGUCCCCCUCGAGUAGCUGGUACCAUGUGUGACCAGUGUGUAGCCGAGACCUUUGGCUACGACCCUCUCGUCGGUUGUACUGAUUGUGACUGUAGCUACUAUGGUGUUCUAAACAAUGACCUCAACUGUGAGCAGGGUACCGGUCAGUGCAGCUGUAAGGAGAACAUUGAGGGACGUAAGUGUGAUAGCUGUCAUAUUGGAUUCUACGCCUUCCCCCACUGUCAAGAAUGUAACUGUAACAGUAUUGGUACAGAACAGAAUAUCUGCGACCAAACCAAUGGCCAGUGUCUUUGCAAGGCCAAUGUUGAUUCCGGUACAUGCGACAGGUGUCAGCCUGGAACAUUCAACCUUGACCCUCGCAAUCCCAAAGGCUGCACCAGCUGCUUCUGUUUUGGCACAACACAGACCUGUGACAGCUCAACAUACACCUGGGGAAUGCACAAGGACAUGAUGGGAUGGACAGCAACAAACGUUGACCCAAGUGCAGUAAGAGAGGCCGGAGAUAUUGUGGCCAUUCUCAAUGUCCAGACCUUCGUCACCGACUCUGAUACUGUCAUCUAUUGGGAGGCUCCAGAGUCUUACUUGGGGAACAAGGUGGUGGCCUAUGGCGGUGGCCUGCAGUAUUCCUUUAUCUACAUGCUUGAGGAUCCUACAACUGAAGAGGAAGUAACUGGACCUGCCGUCAUUCUCAUGGGAAGAAACAUGACAAUUAUACAUAUGCUUGAUGCUGCCAAUUACCAGGGAAGUCGUGUUUACGAAGUCACAGUGCCCUUGAUGGAGUCCCAUUUCAUGUACAGUGACACGAGGACGUUUGUGAAUCGGGACAAUUUCAUGUCUGUCCUAGUAGAUCUUCAGUCGAUACACAUUCGAGCAGCCUACACUACUAACGUUGACCAGCUCAGGCUGAUGAAUGUGACAAUGUUGGUGGCAUCUCCUGAUGGCAUUGAUGGUCCAGCCCUUUCUGUGGAACAGUGUAAUUGUCCCCCAGGCUAUACAGGCACUUCCUGUGAGAGCUGUUCGCAGGGAUAUUAUCGCACACAGAAUGCUCCAUUCCUCGGUGCAUGUAUACCCUGUAUGUGUAACAGACACACGGAGACGUGUGACCCACAAACUGGAAUGUGUCUGGGUUGCCUUGACAACACUAUGGGAGAUCACUGUGAGACUUGUUUACCUGGUCACUAUGGCGACCCAUCUCGUGAGGGCUGUACCAUCUGUAGCUGUCCUCUUCCCGUGGCCAGUAACAACUUUGCGUUUGGAUGUAAUGUCUACAAUGGUCAGAUGGUUUCCUGUGACUGUCAACCUGGUUAUGCUGGCCUUUUCUGUGACCGAUGUGCCCCAGGGUAUUACGGAAACCCCAACGAGGAGGGUGGUCGAUGUGAAAUGUGUCAGUGUUCUGGAAAUAUUGACAUGACUGACCGUGGUUCAUGUAGUGAGGUGACCGGAGCAUGUCUUGUUUGUGGUAACAACUCUACAGGUGUAGACUGUUCCCAGUGUCGUGAUUGGUGGCACGGCGAUGCUGUCGACGCUAAAAAUUGUCAAGCCUGUACCUGUAACCAGUGUGGAGCCCUGCAGUGUGAUAACACUGUAGGACAGUGUCGGUGUAAACCCAAUGUACAAGGUGUGGACUGUGACAGCUGUGCACCAAACACAUAUGGAUAUGAUGAUUGUGAGGGUUGUCGGGACUGUAACUGUGGACUAGCUGCCACCAACCUCCAGUGUAACCUUACCACUGGCCAGUGUUCCUGUCAGCCAGGCGUGACUGGCCUCAUGUGUGACGAGUGUAUGGAUGGAUACUUUGACUACACAGCUGCAGGCUGUCAAAAGUGUGACUGUGAAGCGGACGGUGCUAUGACCUGUAACCCAUUCACUGGGGUAUGUCAGUGUCUGGAGGGCGUCACGGGCGACAGAUGCGACAGAUGUCUGCCACGGUGGAUCCUUGUACCCAACGAGGGAUGUCGUUCCUGUGACAACUGUGUACACAUUCUGCUGGACGACUUGGAAUUCAUGGACAGGAACUUGACCAGCCUGACUGGUAACCUGGCAACAGUCUCAGUUGGAGUGACUGCCAUGAAACGUCUUCAGGCUAUCAAUGACUCAAUUGCCGUAAAUGCACCCAAAAUUGAUGCAAUGAAGGAGGCUGAUGCUGCCUUCACCCUGACUCCAUUGAGACAAGCAGUCACUGAUAUCAUUAUGAAAGCAGACGACAUCGAGGCUAAGUCGAAGACACAGAUGGUGUCUGCUACCCUGGUGAAGGAGGAGUCCCAGCAGUUCCUUACAAAUGCCAUUGACCUUGAACAGCAGGUUGAUUCUGUCAGUGACGAUACUAAUGUUGCCGUGAAUGAAGUCGAAAAUGUACUUGCCACUAUCCUGAGAGGGAUCCAGGUGACCAACAUUGACACAUACAUAGAGCAGUCAACCGAUCUCUUGGAUGACAUCAUGGCGGUCAACAUGACUGGGGUGAAGGACCGAGCAGAUGCGGCCGUCAUGGAUAUCUUCAGGUUGGACUUGGACAGAUACAGGAAUGCUUACCGACAGGGUGAGAAUGAUGCUGAGAGGCUGGCCAAUGCUGUUAACGACCUUGCCAACAGUCUGUAUAGCCUGCAGGAGCAUGGCCAACGUAGUCUUACCAACUCCUCCGAUACAAUAGCAUUGGUGAACAAGAUCAGACAGCUAGCUCUCAGUAUCAUUAAUCUGCGUUUGAAGGGAGUCGAAGAGUCGAGCAGAGACACCGAGAUGAUUCUGAAGAUGUCACAGAAUGAAAUUGAAGCAGCACUGCAGGCGUUGCAGACAUGCAAGGCUGACACCGUGACAGUGAAUGAUCAGUCAGGGCAGCUAGGAAAUGGCAUCAUUCAGCUCAGAAAUAUUGAUGAAGACUUGAGCAGCAACUUAAGUGAUUUGGAUGAGAAGAAAAUGCAAGCAGAGGCACAUGCCAAUGGUUUGGUUGAUCAAGCUAAAAUGCUGGAAAGUGUGUACACAGACACUCGCGAUACGGCAGCCCUGGCACUCCGCGCUGCUAAUGCCUAUGAAGGCAUCGUCAUGGCAAUCAAUGAUGCAUAUAAUGCCUCGCGUGCCGCAACAGGUGUAGCAACCCGUGCCCUUGGCAAGGUGUUCCUAACUCCCUCGUUUGGAGUAGGGGAAUAUUGCGGAUUCCAGAAGAGAUCAAAGUGCGGAAUUACUUGCUGCUACUUACAGGAGAGACUGGAGGAUGCAACUUUCAACACAGACAAAGUGGAGAAUUCAAACGAGGAGGUCAAGAACAGGCUUUACAACGUCAACUUUCAACUGGCCUCCCUCGGAACCGGUGAUGUUGGCCAGAGGGCUAGAGAUGCUGCUAUGACAGCUGAAGAAGCCAGCCAAAUGACCACAUACGCUGGGAACAAGGUCAAUGGCAUCAUCAGAAAGUUACCCUCAAACAAAGCAAAGGUUGAGAAACUCUUCAAUGAUUUCACCAAGACAACGAAGAACACCCAGUAUGCAGAUAAGCAAACCCAAGAUGUGAAAGAGAAAGUACCGCAGAUCACAGAACUGAUUGAGCUGGUGGGAACGCAGUCAAGAAACGUGCGAAGUCUUAGAGACAGUGUGAUGGGCAACAUCACUAGCCUCCGUGAGAAGAUCAUACUGGCGCGCGAUGAGGCCAAUAGGAUCCGUGUUGGCAUGGAGUUCCUCGGAAAUACAACUGUUGCCUUGAGAAACCCACCAGAUGUUGACCUGGCUGGGUCGUACAGCCGCUUGACGACUUACAUUCGUACUGAACAGAGUGAUGCACUGCUGGCCUACAUUGGGGCAGAAUUCAUCCCAGAUAGACCAACUCCAGACUUCCUUGCACUGGAAUUACGCGACGGCAGAGUAAUGUUCAAGUACGACCUAGGAUCAGGAGCUGCAGAAAUCAGUCAUCCAUGGAGUGUUAACGACAACCAAUGGUACAAGGUGGUGGCCGAGAGGAUAGGGAAGACUGGCUCACUGACACUCGAGCGAGAUAUAGAAGGUAUUGGAGUGGAGAGUAUAAAGAUGAGCGGUAAUUCAUCAGGAACAUUCACUGUCCUGGAACUGAACCCAGUCACAACCAAGUUCUAUCUCGGAGGGGUGCCCAGCACAACUAUGCUACCAAGAACAGUCGCAGGUUCCAACUACUACGAAGGUGUGAUGGAGGGUGUGGCCUUCGACAGUCAACCAAUGGGAAUCUGGAACUUUGUGUAUGGAGAUAAUAAUUACAUCGGCGCCAUAGAAAGGAACGUGCUGGUUGAAGAAAAGUCCAAUGGCUUCAGCUUCAAUGGUAACGGCUAUGCCAUCGUGAGUGCCAAGGAGAUUAACUUCCGUCCUCAGCAGAAGGCAACCAUUAUCAUGCAUUUCAAGACCUAUGCUAGUAAUGGACUCUUGUUCUUUAUGGGAAAGGGACGCGACUUCAGCUCCAUUGAACUACGUGAUGGCAAGAUAUUCUUUCAGUUUGACCUUGGAGGCAUGCCUGCUAAACUGAUGAGUGAACAAACCUAUAACGAUGGUACCUGGCAUAAGAUCCAAGCAGCUCGCGACAAACAGACAGGAUUCCUUAGGGUCGAUGAGGAAGUUGGAGUAGAGGGCAGGUCUCCUGGUACCCUGGCAUCUCUUUCCUACACCGACGACAUCUUCAUUGGAGGAUUUAACGAAAUGAUCAUGCCAGUUAAGUAUGUCAGUGCUGAGGGCUUCCGUGGCUGUAUUAGGGAUGUACAGUUUGAUAGUACAGUCUGGGAUCUCAUUAACAACAAGGAAGCCAAGGGAGUCGUUCGUGGAUGUCCUGAGCAGAUGCUGAGAACAGCAACAUUUGGAGGAGGCGUACCUGGUUAUAUAGCCAUAGCAAUGGACAGCAUCGGUGUCAACUUUGAAGUUACUUUCAGGAUGAAGACUGUUUCUAACUCCAGUCUACUCAUGUACACCUCAGAUAAUUCUCAGAAUACGGUGUUUUCUGUGUCAACAUCUAUGGGUAAGAUAGUUGUAACAGCAGACCCUGGCGGUGACCUGACACGUUUGGAGAGCGUCGUUAACACCUACAAUGAUGGCAACUGGCAUUAUGUCUCAAUCAUGAAGAUGGGCAGGAAGCUCAUGUUGAACAUUGACGACAAGGAGAUGAUAGAAAAUCCCACACAGUCGUCAGAAGAAGAACUUAUCACCCAGAGACCUAUCUACUUCGGAGGGACCGACUUCUCUGUACCAGAUGCAUCCGUUGGUGCUACGGCUCCAUUCUUUGGCUGUAUCUCCGACAUAACUAUUAACGGAAUAUUUAAAAACUUUGCCAGUAUACAGAGUCAAAAUAUAAGAGCAGUUAGCCUAGGGGAUUGUUCUGAAUCAUCACAGCCCUCUGGACCAGUGGUGCCACCUGUUGUCACUCCUACACCUUCAGGUCCAGUUGAACGAACAACUCCAGCAUCAGUCCAGCAGUGUGCCUUAUCUACCAAUGUGGAUAUCUCGCCUCAGGCUGGGGAGGCAUUUGGAAAAUUGUUCGGCUCGUAUGCAGAGAGUCGUGAGGAGUACGCAUUGGUUCCAGCUAGUAUGACUGUCAGAUUCACAUUAUUAAUAGAAUUCAAAACAACAUCCACAACAGGAUUACUAUUUUAUGCCUCCGACUCCAGACACCGCGAUUUUGUAGGAUUGUAUAUGCUGAAUGGUAAAAUUGGAGCAGCAUUUAACUGUGGCACAGGAACAGGAAAGAUACUGUCCGUACAGGAAUAUAACGAUGGACAGUGGCAUACUGUGAGAUUUGCUAGAAAUUUAAAACGAGGUGAGUUAGAGAUUGAUGGUGUGGAAACUGGAGUGGCCACCUCUGGCGGAUUUACUCGUUCACUGAACGAGAAGCCACCAUACUACCUCGGAGGUCUGCCAAUGGAAGUCGCCGAAAAAGCAUCCAAAAAUCUGGAGGGUGCCAGUACAAGUUUCCAAGGCUGUAUCAGAAACCUUACAUUGAAUGGUAAGAGUUUCGGCACCCCACAGCUCGAGUUCCAGGUACAGCCAUGUACCACCAAUGUAGAACAGGGAUCCUUCUUCUACGCCGACGGAGGCUAUGUCCAACUACCUCCAGAGAAAUUUGUUGUUGGGUUAGAUUUGGAAUUCUCAGUGGAGAUCCGUCCUCGAAAUUUGACAGGAAUAAUUUUGUCUGUACACUCAACAGGAACAGACUUCAUGGCUUUACAACUGAAGGAUGGAGAAAUAAUAUUCAGUGCUGACAAUGGAGGCGGAAUCAUUACCACCAAGUACACGCCCCCAACAAAUAAUCUCCUAUGUAACGGUGAAUGGCACAAGAUCAAUGCUGUUAAAGCCAAGAGCACACUUCUGAUGACUGUGGACAGUCAGAUGAUACAACCAGUCAGCGGUAAAGCCGGCAGUUCAUCAGCUGAUACGACAGAACCUCUAUAUGUGGGUGGGGCACCAGAUCGGGGAAGACGAGGCUUGGUCGCCGAUGGCAAUUACCUCGGCUGUAUACGUAACUUGGCUAUUGGAGUUGAUCGCACGCCACAGUACAUCACUUCAGGAACUGUAUUUGGCUCAGUCAAGACUGACUCUUGUCCCGCUAAUUAAAAACAGCCAAUGCGAUUCUGAUUUUAUCUUUUAGACUUGUUGCCAUGGUAACCUUUACAGUGAAAAUAAUAAUUUGUAGAAACAUGGAAAUUUUUUAUAAAACAACCCCAUACAGAUGCCAGGUUAUCUAUAUGAAAUGAAAAUAUUCUUGCCACUGUAGUAAAUAUUUCACGAAAAGUAUCAAAUACUGAUUCCAUUGUUCUUCAGUUGCAGAAUCUGGAGACAAGACAUUUUAAGUAAGGAAAUGUGGAAACAGAGUUUGUUUUAACAAUCUCUCAUUUAUUAGAUUGUACACUGCCAUCAAUAUAGUUAUACUGUAUAUAAGAGGGACCAUCUAUACCAUGUCUCUUUAAACAACUUUUAAAGUAAUACCUAUAUUUAUCAAUUUCAUUCUAUACCAAAUAAGAAAAACAAAAAGCAAAUUACUUUUUUUUUUAUAAUUAAAAAGAAGAAAAAACAAUUGGUUUUAAAAAUAAUGUGAGGCAAUGUUUUUAUUUACAUAACUCUUUCUCUUGAAAAUAUCGAAAAGGAAGAUGAAAUUCAGACCAGACCAGUAGUUUCUCCCCCACAAUUAGAUAUACACUUCAAAUGACCUUGUGUCAGGACUAGAUCUCCAUGGAUGGCAGUGUAUACCUAUAUAAUGUUAUGUGUGCAAUAGUGUUGAUCUGCUGGACGAUAAAAGUAACCACAUAUGUAUGUGAUUGUAUAGAAACCUGAAGAAUACUCCACAGUAUUAUCUUAUAGGUCCAUGUUAGAGGUUACCAUGACAACAGUCACUACCGCCAUAAUAGGAAAUAGUGCCCAGCUUUUCUAAUCAUAUUCCUCACAGAAUAGUUCCUUGAUAAAUUAAGAUACAGAUUAAUCCAUAGUAUUGGUUGAUAAAGAUGUUUUAAUUGCUAAAGUUCAUUUAAAGAGUUGCCAAUAUUUACUCAAAUCGUUUUCUAAAAUUAAUCAUUUUAUGAUUUUGUAGUAUCGUUUUAAAAAAAUCAGUAUUUGUUAACAGAAAGGAAAUUUACAAUGAUGAUAUAAGAAUAUGAAAAAUAAAUUGAUAGAUUUUAUAUUUGGAAACAGAAAAUAAUAGUGAAGCUUAAUAGUUUUUUCUGCUCAAAAUUUCAGAUUAAUGUAAACAUUUCAUGUGUUGCACUGUUGUUAAAUUGAUUGCAGGUGAAUAAUUUAUCAGUUUGUAUAUCUAGGGAGGAAUUAUCCUGUGUAGGAUGGGCACCUUUCCACAUUUUAAUCUACAAAAUCUGAUAUGUAAAAGGUGAAGACCAGGACCUUACUUACUGCAGCUGAAUACCAAUUCCCCCUAAUUGUUAUAUGUCCUUCGAUAAAUGACAAAUGUCUUUCAUAGUACAAAUGAUAUUGUUUUAUCUACAAAUUUUGUCUUUCAAUAUUUUAAAAACAUUUUUAAAAGAAGUUUAUGUCUUGUUAUCAAUCAAAUUUUAUAAUUCACAAUUGUAGAAUUUAGUAGACUAUUCAUCUUGGUAUCUGUAUUUUGUUGUUACAUUACAGGAGAUAAGAGUAAUGUAAUAUUUGUAAUUUCUUAAGUUGUUCAGGGUACAUUAAUGUUUUAUCUAAAAUGAGAAUCUCUACUUGUAUUUUUUUGUUUAUGAAGUUAGUUUUACCUACCAUUUUUAAUUAUAUGUUAUAUCAAUGCUGUCCUGCAGCAAAAAUGAUUUGAAAUCCAGUUUUACCAGACAUUACCUUUUAUAUAUUGAUUAUUAAGUAUUGUUUUAUUUUAACAUAAAAUCUUGUCUUCCCUUUACCAUGUCAUGUUUUAGGAUAAAAAAUUGUCAACAAAUUGAGACACAUGCAUCAAGAGAACAAAAAUGUACAUAUCUUUUAACAUCUUAUUGAUUUGAAUUUCACGUUUAUCAGUAUGUUACAAUAUUUUUUGUUAGGUACAAAGCAUUUCAGAACAAAAAAAAUAUAGCUAAAGAGAGAAGGGUGAAAAAAAUUUGAAACUAUUUCAACAAAUUUGUCUCGGCCAUAAUUCCUUUACAGCAUGCAUGUUUCUGAAUUUUUUGUUAUUACUUUAUUAUUAGGCCACUGACCGUCUGUUUUUGUACAUUUAGUUACCUACACACAAGUUAACAGGUUUUCAAGAAUUUUUUUAUCAGAUCUUUUGAAAAAUCAAUUUUUUUUAGAAUGUUAAAAAAAAUGUUUUAUUGUAUUACUAAUGUGUAUUUGAUAUCUUGUUUUCAGUUUGAUUUAAUUGGCAUUAAGAAAAGCUAAAUAGCAAAAUAAAGAGCACACCAAAUUAACUAAAUGUACUGAAAUAAAAAGCAGUUAAUGAAA